Ooceraea biroi (clonal raider ant) is the source of this 4027-nucleotide messenger RNA. Its product is annotated as piwi-like protein Siwi. Gene Ontology annotation, molecular function: protein binding; RNA binding. Lineage: Eukaryota; Metazoa; Arthropoda; Insecta; Hymenoptera; Formicidae. The record is from RefSeq and is a predicted model, not a curated record.
UGAUCGCCCUGUAAGUUAAUCGACGAUUAAAUUAACCAGAGUUUGGUCAAAGUGGCCCUUAGCAUACAAGAGAUUAUAUUAUUAACUGAGGCUGGAAGUUCUUUAAUCCGAUUUAUAUUAUUACAUCUGCAGUAUCUUAUCAACUUUAAGAGGAAAUGAUAUGUCCAGGCCAGGAAGAGGUAGUAGGGAUUGGGAUGACCCAACGCAGCCAUCCACAAGUGGCGGUUAUCGUAAACCUUACUCCAGGGGUUCGGAAAGCGAAAGAGAACGGCCGAGAGGGAUAAUAAAGACUGUCGGUAGCCAUGGAGAUUAUGAAGAUCCUGGUGCAGGACCAUCUUAUUCAAGAGAUGAUAUUAAAAAAGAAGAAACGCAGCUUGUUCCCAGAGGUAGUGGAGGAGAUGCAUCAACAAGAGGUCCACGUAAAAAGGAAAUAAUUUAUGUUACUAGACCAAGUACUUUACAAAAUAAAAAAGGAACGUAUGGGCAACGUAUAAUGCUGCAAUCAAAUCAUUUUAAGUUAUUGACUGUACCUGAUUGGUGCCUUUAUCAGUAUCGAAUUGAUUUCGAACCGGACGAGAGUCGUACAUGCGUGCGCAAAGGCUUGUUUCGACUUCACAAGGAUAAAAUAGGCCCGUAUAUAUUUGACGGCACUAUCCUGUUCACGACUACCCGUUUCGCAGAGAAAAAAGAAUUGAUGUCAGUCAGACAAUCUGAUGGGCAACAAAUCCAAAUAAUUAUGCGAUUUGUUGGGAGUUUGCAGCGGAGUGAUUCGCAGUAUAUCCAGUUCUUUAACAUAAUAAUGAGAAAGUGUUUGGAGCAUCUGAAUUUGCAACUAGUGGGCCGCAACUACUUCGAUGCUAUGGAUAACAUUAACAUUAAUCAAUUUAAACUGCAAUUGUGGCCGGGCUACGUUACGUCUAUUAGACAGCACGAGCAAGAUAUCCUAAUGUGCACCGAAAUAACUCAUAAAGUACUUCGUCAGGACACGCUGUUACACAUGUUAAACGAUUGCUACCAUAACCGCGGCCCGAAUAAUUUUAAGGAAGAAUUCUGUCGAAGUGUAAUCGGGCUUGUUGUACUUACGCGUUACAACAACAACACGUAUCGCGUCGAGGAUGUUGAUUUUGACACAACUCCAUCGUCAACAUUUAAACUGAAAACUGGUGAAGAUGUAUCGUAUCAAGCUUAUUACAAGAAAAAGUAUAAGAUCGACAUAACGAGCUCUACGCAGCCGAUGUUGGUAGUAAGAUCAAAAGUAAAAGUGCGAGGCGUAGCAUCCGAGGAAUUCGUUUAUCUGGUCCCCGAAUUGUGCUCUGCUACAGGUUUAACUGAUAACAUGAGGGAGCAGUUUCCACUCAUGAAAGCGUUAUCUAUACACACUAAGGUUUCACCCGGAGCUCGAAUUGAGAAGUUGCUAAGAUUUAAUAGAAGACUACGUGACCAGCCGAAAGUUGUCCAAGAAUUCAAGGAUUGGAAUAUGACGUUAGAUCGGAAUUUGCUCGAUGUGCCCGGUCGUGUAUUGGGAUCCGAGACGUUGUACUUAGGUAACGAGAGAAGGAUAACCGCCAGCGGUGAUUGGGCGAGAGACAUGCAGAGGCUAAGCUUGUUGCAAUGUAAGGAGUUGAGCCAGUGGGUAAUAGUGGGACAGCAACGAGACAACCAUAAUAUAAGGAAUUUUAUAAGGACGAUAACUAAUGUAUCACGUGCAAUGUCGUUCCGCAUGUAUGAUCCGCAAGUGCAUUAUAUACGCGACGACAAAUCGAGCACGUACGUCGAGAAUCUCGAGUACAUUCUCAGUAAGUCCGUUCCACAAUUGGUGUUCUGCAUAGUGAGCAACAAUCGCAGUGACCGUUACGCAGCUAUCAAGAAGAAAUGUUGCAUAGACAGACCGAUAGCGUCUCAAGUUUUCCUAAUGAAAAACCUAACAGCAAAAAGCGUCAUGUCGAUCGCUACAAAAGUGGCGAUACAGAUGAAUUGUAAAUUAGGCGGCGCCCCUUGGCGAGUCGAUCUACCAUUAAAGGGUAUAAUGGCUAUCGGUUUCGAUAUAUGUCACGACACAAACACAAAAGGCAAAGAUUACGUGGCUAUGGUGGCAACCGUAAAUCAGCAACUGACGCAAUAUUUCAGUAGUAUUAGCAUGUAUCACAAUAUUGAAGAACGUGCAGAACAAAUCUGCGUAGGAGUAGCGAAAGCUGUGCAAAUAUAUCGCUCGCUAAAUAAGGCUCUUCCAAUGUACCUCGUGAUUUAUCGCGACGGUGUCAGCGAGGGUGAAAUACCACAAGUUUUUGAGAACGAGGUGGAAUGCCUGAAGAAGAAGCUCGAAGAGCUGUAUUACGGUCCGAAUUUCAAAUUGACCUUCAUCCUCGUGUCCAAGCGGAUCAACAUUCGACUCUUCUUGAAUCGCAAUCGAAACCCUCCGACAGGCACAGUUGUCGACGACGUUAUAACUAGUCCGUUCAAGUAUGAUUUCUAUCUCGUGUCGCAGCAAGUCAGGGAAGGUACGAUUGCACCUACCUUGUACAACAUCAUCUCGGACAACAGCGGCCUAGACCCGGGGAUGCUGCAAACGAUAACGUACAAAUUGACGCAUAUGUAUUUUAAUUGCUCGACCACCGUUCGCGUACCGGCACCCUGCCACUACGCUCACAAGUUGUCUCACUUGGUGGGACAGUUCCUACAUCGGCCUCCGAAUUCGCAGCUGGAGCAUCAGCUGUUUUAUCUCUGAGCCAUUAGGUUUUUAUUUAUACUUAUAUCUUAUUUUCUUGUGUUCAUAAUUUCUAUAACUCGUAUAACCUGUGUUUAAAUUAUAUUAUCUGUAACUAAUAAAUCGAAUUUACUUUAAUUCUAAAGAAAUUUUAUAUAAUAUUAGAGAGAGAGAGAAGAUAUAUUAUUACAUGUUACGAAAUGUUACCAUUCUUAAAUUCGAUUUAUUAAGUUUAGCAUAAUGAAAGAAUAUUAAAAUAAUUUCUUUUACUUUUCAAUGUAUCGCAUGAUGUAAAAUGCAUUUUCAUGGAAUUUACCUCAGUAAUAUUGCCAAUGAAUAAUAUUAUGGCACAUUCAUUAUUUUGAUUAAUUUGUUUACUUGCAUAUGGAACUUUCUCUAUUGGUAAUCUCUGUUAAUAUAAGCAUGAAUCACAGACUUUAUUUUGAGAAGAGAUAAGACAAUGCACGUUUUUGAGAUCUCGCGCAUUCGAAAAUUAAAACGAUUGUGAAAUCGUUGAAAAACUUGUACUUCUGUAUAGUUAUGUUUUCUGGUAUGCAUUCAUAUUAACGAGAUUAAUUCACACAGUUUUCAGCAAUCUAACGUAUUGUCACGCGUUUUUAGCCAUUUUUUUAUUACGGAGAUACAUGUAUUUUAAUACAAACAUAAUCUAGUAUCUACAUGAUCGAACAGUCGAUAUGUUAUAACUUACAGAAGACCAAAGAUAUAGAUUACAAUUAGAUGUAUAGUUAUUUUUUUAUUUUAUUUACGAUUUACGUAAUUGACAGAUAUUAAGGUAUUAAAACAUUGCGUUGAAGAUAUUUAAAUGUAGAUGCCCAAUAAUACAUUUAUUUUGCAUGAUAAUACUGCUAACAAAUUUCUAUACUGACAAUACUGACAAAUGUUAAUUUCUAUAAUACUGAUAGUACAUAUCAAUAUUGUUUGCUUUACGUAUAUUCUUUUCAUUCUUACUCUAUUGAUCUACGUUUUAGUCUUAUGAUACUUAUAUAUUUAAGAAAUGAGAAAACAAAUAUGUUUUUUACAAUUUAAUUUAUGAUGUAAAGAUGUAUAUCCAUAUACAGAUAUGUAUGUGCGGCCAGUAACAAUUACGUAAUUUACAAAAGCUAAAAUAUUAUUAGUUACGUUUAAGAGAUAUAUCACUUUUAUAUCCGAAAGAAACCUAUUGUUUUAAGGACGAGUUAAAAAGAUAUUAUUUUCAUGAAGUGUAUUUUAUUGCCUGUACAAUUUAUAAUACAUUUAUAAUAAAAUGAAACAUACAACACUGUUUCACGACUGAGCUGAAAUAUAAUAAAUUCCAUGCGUACA